AUGCAACAGAAGGAAAGUGAAGUCGUGACGAUCUGCAAACGACGAGCCUGUCCUCUAGAGGAGCCUGCAAACCUCACCAACACCUUUGUCGGGAAGGGUGUCAAACAAAGCGAAUGGAUUGAUGUAAAACUCCAAUUUGACUCGAGCUCUCCAAGGUUACGUGCUCAGAGCUUUGCCCGUGGGGUGAAAAGGCGAAGAGACUGCGGAAGCUCGAACCAUGAUGGAGGUGACAGCUUUCCCAGAAAGAAGCGGAGACUUCGGCUGGAACUUAUAACGUCUCAUUUAAGCGAUCUGUUUGCGACACCCCCAACGUUUGUCCCAGCUCGAAGAACCUGUCGGACUGGGCUCUGGGCACGAGCACGGAUAGGUGGUAGGGACCUGCUUAGACGAGCUGCGAUCUUCAAUUCGAUUGCGACGAAGCGAAGGACCAGUGGAAUGCGAGGGGUAGACCAUCGUCGACUUACGCAACGGGCAGCAUGGAUAGACAAGAAACCACCAGACUGCGAAUCUAUCAUCGAUGACGCGGGCGAGGACUAUGUCGCUUUCGAUGCCUAUGCAGCUUCGACCGAUGGCUCUGGAGAUGAGGACGAAGGAGCCGACGAUGUUUAUUCUGACUUUAAUCUACUACGUGACGACCUUUAUGACGACGUCGAAUUGGCCGAGGAAGACUAUGCGUUUGAUGGCUUCGGGCAAACGUUGACAUGCGAGAAGGGUGAGAAAGCCAUGAGCCUGGUCUUGGAAUCGGAAGACACAAGUAAAGAAGUCUCGGUCGCUCCUAAGGCCUUCGUGUCGUUCAUCAGAAGAGGCGUGUGA
This is a messenger RNA of Bacidia gigantensis, 813 nucleotides long. RefSeq lists its product as uncharacterized. NCBI's taxonomy places the organism in Eukaryota, Fungi, Ascomycota, Lecanoromycetes, Lecanorales, Ramalinaceae. The transcript is spliced from 2 exons. The record is from RefSeq and is a predicted model, not a curated record. The coding region runs from base 1 to 813 and encodes 270 amino acids.